This is a messenger RNA of Camelina sativa (false flax), 255 nucleotides long. NCBI's taxonomy places the organism in Eukaryota, Viridiplantae, Streptophyta, Magnoliopsida, Brassicales, Brassicaceae. The record is from RefSeq and is a predicted model, not a curated record.
AUGCAAUACAUUCAGUUUCUUCAAGAACAAGUCAAGGUUCUAAGCGCUCCAUAUCUGCAAGCAAUACCCACUAGUACGCAGGAGGAGCAGGAAGAGUAUAGCCUUAGAAGCAGAGGGUUAUGUCUUGUUUCAUUGGAGUAUACAACAGGGGUUGCUCAAACCAAUGGUGCUGAUAUAUGGGCUCCUGUGAAGAAGACUCCAACAUCGUCAACUCAUGCUUUCAAUCUCUCGUCUUCUAAUUCUCCCUUUCGAUGA